Messenger RNA from Morus notabilis, 2627 nucleotides. Its product is annotated as heterogeneous nuclear ribonucleoprotein 1. The coding region runs from base 434 to 1903 and encodes 489 amino acids. The record is from RefSeq and is a predicted model, not a curated record. The transcript has 6 exons. Gene Ontology annotation, molecular function: RNA binding. Lineage: Eukaryota; Viridiplantae; Streptophyta; Magnoliopsida; Rosales; Moraceae.
UCAUCAUCUCCUGUCAUCUCUCUCUUUGGCUCCUCCAAAUAUUCUUACACCAGAGGAUUUGCCAGUCUUUCUCUCUCUCUCUAUUUAUAAAUUGCACCUUACCCAUCACAGCUUCAAAUUCCAUUUCUUUUUAUUUAAUUAAGGAGGAAGUGGAAUAACCAAGAAAGAUAGAAAAGAAGAGAGAGAGAGAGACAGAGAGAGAGAGAGAGAGGAUGAGAGAGCACAUCUUCUGUUCUCAUUACAAAUAUUCCUCUUCUUAGAUCUUAGUUUCCUCCACUUUCUCAUCUGGGUCCUCCUCAAAUGGAAAUCUGGGUCAUGUUCUGAUUGGUGCAAAAAGGAUCCGAUGUUCCAAGAUUGAAUUUUGACAAAUCCCAGUUUGUCUUUGAUCGGAGCUCCAAUCUGGGUUCUGUCUAAAUCUUCAGAUAAGAGAAAGAUGGAAUCAGAUCUUGGUAAGCUCUUCAUUGGUGGGAUUUCUUGGGACACAGAUGAAGAACGGCUUAAGGAAUAUUUUAGGAAGUAUGGAGAGGUUGUGGAGGCUGUGAUCAUGAGAGACCGCGCGACUGGCCGUGCUCGUGGCUUCGGAUUCGUUGUUUUCGCGGAUCCUGCCGUUGCUGAAGGAGUCAUUAUGGAUAAGCACAUGAUCGAUGGCCGCACAGUUGAGGCAAAGAAGGCUGUUCCUAAGGAUGAUCAGCAUAUUUUGAACAGAAAUGCUGGUGGAACCCAAGGUUCUCCUGGUCCCGGCCGCACGAGAAAGAUUUUUGUUGGAGGGUUAGCAUCGACUGUCACCGAAAGCGACUUCAAGAAGUACUUUGAUCAGUUUGGUACGAUAACCGAUGUGGUAGUGAUGUAUGAUCACAACACACAAAGGCCAAGAGGUUUUGGCUUCAUCACUUAUGACUCGGAGGAUGCUGUGGACAGAGUGCUGCACAAAACCUUUCAUGAGCUGAAUGGUAAGAUGGUUGAGGUCAAGAGGGCGGUUCCAAAAGAGCUAUCCCCGGGGCCCAGCCGUAGCCCUCUGCUAGGAUACAACUAUAGUUUGGGUAGGGCCAAUAGCUUCUUAAACAGUUAUGCGCAAGGUUAUAAUCUUAGUCCCAUUGGAGGUUUUGGAGUAAGGAUGGAUGAUAGAUUCAAUGCAAUUUCUAGUGGUAGAAGCGGGCUUUCUCCAUUUGGCAAUACUGGUUAUGGUUUGGGUAUGAAUGUGGAGCCGGGUUUGAGCCCGAGCUACAGUGCAAAUUCUAACUUUGGCAAUAGUCUAGGCUAUGCAAGAAUGUUAAGUCCCUAUUACAGUGGCAAUGCAAACAGGUACAAUACCCCAAUUGGUUACAAUGUGAGUAAUGGAAGGAGCAAUUCUGUUUUAAGCUCCACCUCUCGAAAUGUCUGGGGAAACGGAGGCAUUAACAAUGCCACGAACCCAGGUAGCCCUGGGCCGUACUUGAGCUCUGGAAGUGGGAGUUUGGGCAUGUCAUUCGGAAAUGGUGGAGCGAAUUGGGGUGCUAAUACUGUUUCGGCGCAAGGUGGAGGAGGUGCUUCUGGCUAUAGUGGUAGUAGCUAUGGGAGUGGAGAUAAUAGCUUUGGGUUCGGAGACGGGGGAUAUGGAAGAAACACCGGUACAGGUGUAACCCUAACAUCAUCAUACCCUGCAUCAACUGCUGGUUAUGAGAGGUCUUACGGAGACCUGUAUCAUAGUGGUUCGGUUUAUGGCGAUUCAACUUGGCGCUCCACCACUCCUGAGCUAGAUGGUUCUAGCACAUUCAGUUAUGGGCUUGGCAAUAUAACUUCAGAUGCUGCAGCCAAAAGUUCUGAGGAUUAUAUUGGAAGCUACAGUGUUACCAGUAGACAACCAAAUAGAGGGUUAAAACCAAAAGAAGCUGAUAGAUCGGGGACUCUUUGGGACGUUUUAUAAGUCAAGGGCUAAAGUGGGAAUGACAGCAAAAUUCAAGGACCAUUCGUAUUGCUGCUUAGGAGAAUUGUUGUUUGCAUAAGUCAUGAGGCUAUAUAGUAGGUGAAGAGAAAGCAUUGAAAGCUUUGUGAAUUUUUAUACAUCUCCCUUUAUUAUGAUAUAUUCAGCUUAUGAGGAAACUGAUCAUAUAGUUCUAACGGGGAUUCCUUGAUUUGAAGUAUACAUAUUCAGACAGACACAGAGAGAGAGAGACUGAGAGAGAAAGCAGAUUACAAAAGGGAUUUUGUGUAAGGUUUGAGGUGUUUUUUUUUUCCCUUGUUUAAUCUUUUAGGUUUCUUUCUUGAAAUUUGAUUUGAGGUGUAAGAUCAGAUUGCGGGAUAUAAAUAUACUCUUGGAAGUAUUGUGCAUCUACAGAAGGACAAGCCAGCCUUAGUCUUGUUAAAAAAAAAAAAAAAAAAGGAAAAGAAAAGAUAGGAUAUCGUUAUUAUUAUUAUUUUUUAAUUCUGUAAUGCCUAGCAAAGUUGCUGGCUUUUGCCCACAUUUCUUCUUCUUUUUGUGGGAUUUGUCCUCUCAAAAUUGUAUGGUGAGGUUUUUCAUUUCUUGUGUGAAACAAUGGAAGGAUGCCCAUAUGGGAUCAAAUAAGUCUUACUAGAACACUUUGAUGAUUCUUUUUAUUAUUAUUAUUAUUGGACAGUAUAUUAAACAAAGCUUAUACUUCUUUUGUGUG